AUGGGAAACUCGUCAGAAUUCCAGAAAGCAGUGAAGUUGGUGAUUGACACGGUUUCGUUCGAUAAGGACUCAACGGUCCAAGUUUUCGAGGCAACAAUCAGGGUUUUGGGGAGCCUGCUUUCUGCCCACAUCAUCAUUACAGAUAGCAGGCAGCCUUUUGGCAAUAUGACCAUUAAGGAUUACGACAAUGAACUGCUGCAUAUGGCUCGAGACCUGGCAGUGCGGCUGCUCCCAGCCUUCGAGAACACCAAGACGGGGAUUCCCUACCCUCGGGUCAAUCUGAAGAAGGGGGUACCUCCAGACAGCAACAAUGAAACCUGCACUGCAGGAGCCGGGUCCUUGCUGGUGGAGUUUGGUAUCCUCAGCCGCCUGCUCGGCGAUUCCACCUUUGAGUGGGUGGCCAGGAGAGCAGUCAAAGCGCUCUGGAGCCUCAGGAGCAAUAACACGGGGCUGCUAGGAAAUGUUGUGAAUAUUCAAACUGGCCAUUGGGUUGGAAAGCAAAGUGGAUUGGGAGCAGGGUCGGAUUCAUUCUAUGAGUACCUCCUGAAAUCUUACAUCCUCUUUGGAGAAAAGGAAGACUUGGAAAUGUUCAACGAUGCUUAUAGGAACAUUCAGAACCACUUAAGAAGAGGUCGAGAAGCUUGCAAUGAAGGUGAAGGUGACCCUCCUCUGUAUGUUAAUGUGAACAUGUUCACAGGACAGCUGAUGAACACGUGGAUCGACUCUUUGCAAGCCUUUUUUCCUGGGCUGCAGGUAUUGAUAGGAGAUGUGGAAGAUGCUAUUUGUCUCCACGCUUUUUAUUAUGCCAUAUGGAAACGAUACGGAGCUCUCCCAGAAAGAUACAACUGGCAAUUGCAAGCACCGGAUGUUCCCUUUUACCCGCUGAGGCCAGAGUUGGUGGAAUCCACGUAUCUUCUCUAUCAGGCCACAAAGAACCCAUUUUACCUUCAUGUGGGAAUGGACAUUCUGCAGAGUCUGGAAAAAUACACAAAAGCAAAGUGUGGCUAUGCCACUUUACACCACGUUGUAGAGAAGACAAAGGAAGAUCGAAUGGAGAGCUUUUUUCUCAGUGAAACAUGUAAAUAUUUGUACCUGUUGUUUGAUGAAGAGAAUCCACUGCAUAAAUCUGGAAAUAAGUAUAUGUUUACUACUGAGGGACAUGUUGUGUCUGUGGAUGAACGUUUCCGUAACUCCCUGUGGCAAGACAUCCUCCCCGGAGAAGAGGACAGCACAGAAAAAGUGAAACCUAACGAAUUAAAGGCAGUCAACUUCAGCUCUAACUGUAACAGAGUUCCUGAUGAGAGGAGGUACCUACUGCCAUUGAAGAGUAACUACAUGAGACAGAUUGACCGAAUGGUGGGCUUGAUCUGAACUGUUCUUCAGAUUAACUUUUGUCGUCUGUCAGGAGGAGCAGGGGAUUUGGCUGCAGAUGUUCCUCUCCUCUCCAGCUGCACACCUGCAAACGCUCGGUCACUUGGGUUCCCCCGUGCUUGGCAGUUUUCAAUUACGGACCUGAAGGGAGAUCGAGUUCUCCUGCGACUUUCGUCUUCUCAACUGUGGUAACUCCACGUGCCACUGAAUAGAGAUUUCUUGUUUUAAGACUUCCUCUGAAAAAAGAUGCAAAUGAAGGCUGAAUAUACUU
Mesitornis unicolor (brown roatelo) is the source of this 1642-nucleotide messenger RNA. RefSeq names its product ER degradation enhancer, mannosidase alpha-like 1 (gene EDEM1). NCBI's taxonomy places the organism in Eukaryota, Metazoa, Chordata, Aves, Mesitornithiformes, Mesitornithidae. Bases 1 to 1371 code for a protein of 456 amino acids. The record is from RefSeq and is a predicted model, not a curated record. Gene Ontology annotation, molecular function: calcium ion binding; mannosyl-oligosaccharide 1,2-alpha-mannosidase activity. The transcript has 10 exons. Gene Ontology annotation, cellular component: membrane; endoplasmic reticulum. Gene Ontology annotation, biological process: carbohydrate metabolic process; mannose trimming involved in glycoprotein ERAD pathway; endoplasmic reticulum mannose trimming.